AUGUGUGACGGUCUAAGGCUCAAAAACCAAUUGCGAGCUAGAGUGUUACUAGAUUGGUUGCUAUACCUUCCUGAUUCUUUAUCCGAUGGUCGUCUUGUGGAGGGUGAUCAAAUACUGGCUAUAGAUGGACAACCCUUGGACUCGAAUAUAUCCCAUGAACAGGCGAUUUCAAUCCUGCAAAAGGCCCGUGGCCUGGUAGAGUUAGUUGUUGCCAGAAGUGCCCAAGACGUUGGGAGUUCGUUGCCGACGGAUGAAUUGUUCGGGGCAUCGGGUUCGACAGCUGCAGCAGGAGGAGCGGCUGGGGUUGGAGCAAUCAUCAGUGCUGGAGUUCCAGGUAGCCAGGCGAGCUCCGAUAAGGAACAUUCGGCUUCAGCUUCGGUUUCGGUUUCCUCGAUUGCGACACCUCCUGUCGCAACAACUCCUAGUCAAUCAAGUACCACUACAGCGGCUACCCCAGGUCCUACUCCUACGCCAACCUCAACACCCGUUCCCGGAGGACUUGUCGUCGAAAGAAGUCCCUCCGCUGUUAGCGACGCUUCCAAAACUGGCUCUGACAUGGUGCUAAACACGGAAUGGGCACAGGUAGAAGUGAUCAACCUGAUCAAUGAUGGCAGCGGUCUUGGUUUCGGAAUUAUUGGUGGUCGGAGUACCGGAGUCGUCGUCAAGACAAUACUCCCCGGAGGAGUUGCUGAUCGCGAUAAUCGGCUUCAGAGUGGAGACCACAUCUUGCAGAUCGGUGAUGUCAAUCUCCGCGGGAUGGGAAGCGAGCAAGUUGCUGCAGUGUUGCGACAAUCGGGCACUCACGUUCGUCUUGUCGUUGCUCGACCAGUCGAGCCAACCUCACCAGAUUACCAGGCUCUUGGAAGUCAUGCUCCAAUCGUCCCCACGAAAAUUCUCGGAGACCCGGACGAGUUGGAGAGACAUUUGGUGCAAAGUGUCCCAGAAACCUACAACGCACGACAACUCCAGGGGGAUACUAGUUAUGAUAAUGGAUACGUGUACUCGCAGGAGCCUGAUAUCGAGAUGCAUACCCGGCCAAGCCUCAUCAUGGACGUGGUACGUAAUCCCGUACCAAUCGGAGCAGUUCCGAUUAUUCCAGGAGUUCCAGUUCCAGCGCAAAUUCAAAACUUGCCAGUGCUUUCAAUGGAGACCUUGGACGUUAAUUCAUUGCCGGAGAUGGAGCGUUUCACAGUUGAGCUUAAAAAAGAUAUUUAUGGUCUUGGGAUUACAAUUGCCGGUUACGUCUGUGAGAAAGAGGAACUAUCGGGCAUAUUUGUCAAGAGCAUCAGUGAGGGUAGUGCAGCUGAUCUCAGUAACAAAAUUCAAAUCAACGAUAGAAUCGUCGAAGUCGAUGGACACUCCCUGCAAGGCUAUUCGAAUCAUGAAGCUGUUGAGGUAUUGAGAAGUACCGGUCAAACGGUUGUACUUUGUUUAGAAAGGUAUCUCCGUGGUCCGAAAUAUGAACAAUUACAACAAGCAAUCGCAGCGAGCGAACUGAGACCACCUCAACCAGGUUCACCUUCUAUCACCAGCCUGCCUAGUUUUCCUAUAAGUGCUGACGGCGAGACGACUACGGAAAUUGAACCGGAAGGUGAAUCGCAUACAACGGUUGAUAGUGCAGUGUUGCAAGAGGGAGAAACGCACGAUCAUCUGACCGAGGAUUUAGAUGAAGCAACGAACGUAGAAGCGCUGCUAAGCGAUCCAUCGAGUGAACUGACUCCUCAAAUUCGUGCAGCUAUCAAAGCUAAAUGGCAGAAAAUUGUCGGACCAGACACUGAGAUUGUGGUAGCUCAACUCAAAAAAUUUGCUGAAGGAAGCGGUCUAGGUAUUAGUCUAGAAGGAACAGUAGAUGUUGAAGAUGGCCAAGAAGUGAGGCCUCAUCAUUACAUUCGUUCGAUUCUUCCGGAAGGUCCUGUAGGGCAGAAUGGUACUUUGAGAUCCGGCGACGAAUUAUUGGAGGUAAAUGGAUAUCGUUUACUCGGCAUUAAUCAUAUGGAGGUUGUUAGUGUCUUAAAAGAACUACCAAUUCACGUCCGUAUGGUAUGCGGACGAAACAUUGCAUCGCAGGAUCCACUUUGCCCUAUUGAUACGGCUCAGCAUCAAGCAGCUUUUCAAACCCGGAGUAUUCUUGGUGGAUCAUUACAAAACCUUUUGCCAGCGAUGGAUCGUUUGGUGAAAGCUAAAUCCGAUGGUUCACUAGCUUCGACCACGACGACUGCAACUGUAACAGAUGCUAGCCUAAACAAGAUGAAGUCUCGUUCCCUGGAACCGUUAACAGGGCUUGCAAUGUGGAGUUCGGAAGCACAAAUUAUUGAGCUGGUGAAAGGAGAGAGGGGCCUUGGGUUUUCAAUUUUGGACUACCAGGAUCCAAUGAACCCUAAUGAAACUGUGAUAGUUAUACGAUCGCUAGUACCAGGUGGAGUGGCCCAGGUUGACGGUCAGCUCAUACCAGGCGACCGCCUUCUCUUCGUCAAUGAUAUCGCCUUGCAGAAUGCCACUCUGGAUCAAGCAGUGCAAGCUCUCAAGGGAGCCCCGAAGGGUACCGUUCGAAUCGGAGUGGCCAAGCCGUUGCCUAUCCCGGACAGUAUUGCCCAGCAGCUGGUGACACCUAUCUGCAUCGUGAGACGUAGUAGAAGCCUUCCCGAUGACACCGAGGCUGCCGAUCGUACCACAGCUCUUGAUGACGUGCUGUCCUCCAGAUCAGGUGUGAGCAGAGCGUCGAUGAAUAAACCGGAGGCAGAUAAUAGUGACUCUUUAGAAGAUUUCGAAGAUGCAUCUCCGAUUACACCAGUUCAUAGUCCGAAAAAGAAGAAAAAGGAGAAGCCUAGAACAAAAGACGAUUUUUGUGCAUCGGGUAAAAGCAGUCCAAAUGCAGUUGUACCUCAAUCAGUUAUUGAAAAGCAAGAAGAAGAGGGAGAAGCAACAAUUUCUCCGAACGAUGGUAUAGUACCUAACGUGGAUGUAAAUGCGCUGAAGGAACGGUUCGCCAGUUUACCAUUUGAACGUGAGCACGUCUCGAGCAUUGCCACAUUGGCAAGUCCUAGACAUGCUGAACACCAUCCAGGGAAGCGGGUUGAAGAAACCGUGGAAGGCGUCAAAAUGCAAUCAGAAGUUAAGGAGAUUGUCGAACCGGAUCAUUCACAAAAGGAAAUUAGUAACGUGAAAAUAAUGGAAGAAAUAAUGAUUUAUGAUACGGGACCCGAAAGCUCUCAAAAGAAUUUUCCUCAUGAAAUAAUGGCGAAUGUGAAAUGGCAAGGAAGUUUAGUAAAGGAGAAGGAACCCAACGUCGAAGUAAAUCGGGAAACGAUAACCGGAGAAACAGGAGCGGUCUCUGUAAUUGUAGGAAAAAGCGUGAAUCUCGAAGACGAAACCAAUAUGAAAGUAAAUAAGGAACUUCUAGGGGGUUCAUCAUCUGAAAUGGCUCUUACCGAUAAGGAAAUAGAGGCAAAUGCCAGAAAAUUAUCUAAGGAAAGAAGAAAGAGUUUAAAGGAGCAGAAGAGUAUCGAAAGGGUAACGGAAUACUUAACAAAGCAUGCUGUUAUUGAAAAUUCAUCUUUCGACGAUGAGAUUCCAAAACGCAAUGAAGCCAGAAAGAAUUUAAAAAGUAGGGACAGAUUAGUUAAACAAAAGAGCAGUGAAAAAAUAGUAAGUCUACCUGCUACAGAUGUUCAUGCCGUUAGUACUAUUAAACAUUCCUUGUUUAUUGAGCCGCGACCUUCAGCAUCUUCAGAAAGAAGAAAAAGUCUUACGAAACAGGAGAAUGUCGGCAGUGUUUUACAAGGAUCUUUGGAAAUUGAUAGGUUUACAUCGAUAGAUGUAGUUUUAGGGGAAGAAAAUAAGUUAGAUAUAUUAGAAGGUUCAAAGCAAUUGGAAUCUACAGAUGCACACAGUAAGCAUACAAGCAAGUCCAGUGAGAUAAUAAAGGAACCAAAAAUAUAUAACGUGAUAAAGAAACCAAGUACGACAGAAUCAUGUGAUAAGAAAAGAUUUGAACCAAUCUCUCUUGUUCAUACUUCGAAGAAGGAAGUCAAAAUACAGGAAGAUAUACAGGUUUUGUACGAAAUACCUCAGGAGGAAAUAUCAGUUUUACCGGAUGUACAGCUAGUUACGGCGAAAAUAAUUGACGUGGAGGAAAUAACCGCGAGCCUCGUUGAGAAGGUGUUCGAGUCGAGAGUGGUAGUGAGCUCACCUCCCGAGAUAGAGAGGCUGACAGAUAAAACUGAAAGCAGGCCGAAAGCGUCAAGAGAGAAGACUCACUCGACUGAAGAGCCAGAUCAAGGUCGACUUCAGCUGUCGGUACUCUCAAAGUCGAUUUCCGAGAAUACUUUAACAGCCGUCGAGGAAGAGGAAAACAAAAUAUCUGAGAAGAACAUUAAACCAGAAAUUCUACUGGAUUUAUCGAAACUACCAAAGCAGUCGGAGUCAGAUACUUGUGCGAACAUUAACACGGAGCUUACAAAGGAAAAACGGUCUAUGACAAGAAUUGGGAGUGACGGUUCGCGAAAAGUGGAAACAAUAAGUAGAAUCAAGUGCAGUGCAAGUGUGGGAAGUGAUGAGGUUGCAGAAUCGAAGUCUAAUGAAAUUAUCAAAGACUCUAACACGCUCGCAGAGAAAGAAAAGCGAGAGGAUAUAGUGACACAAGUAUGCAGUGAAGUUGAAACAACAGAAUCUACUAUUGACGUUGCUCAUCUUCACGUUGACAUCGAUGAUAAAAAUACGGAUCAAGUGGCGGAACUACAACAUCAUGGUCAUCAGGAUGAAAUCGAUGAGAGUAUCGAGGCUGCCUCAUCGGAACAGUCGACAUCCUUAAGGAGAAUAUCCAGCUGCCAGGAGACACAGUUAAGAUCAAAAACUUUAACUGAGAAUGAGAAGUGGAAUAGAGAAAAACGAGAUAAACUUGAUUCGAUUGUCAAAGAUUCUCCGGAAAUAAACGAAAAACCUUAUUCUGAGGAAGUAAAAGACUCGCAGAAAAAAGAGCUUAUCCAGAAAAGAUUAGAAUAUAAGAGUGUUGACCAAAGACUUCGAGAGAACAGUAGCCGCGGUAUUACAAGGUCAAAAAGUGAUCGCUCAUCAGAAGCAACAAAGAAGAAGCAGAUUGACCGAAGCGAGAAAAAUCCUGGAUUUGUAAGUGGAAUAAAGCAAACCGAGGAACAGCUCCAGAAAGCAUUUGAGAAGCAGCGAGAGCAUGAAAUAUUUUUGCAGAAUAAACGGUUUCUGCAGGAUAGUUUACUUUGUGCUAAGCUAGACGAGGAUAGUCUAAUUGGGAAACAGCAUUCUCUUCAGUAUCAGAGUCAAACUCUAGAAACACAAUCGGAACACUUCACUGCAUCGACCUCCUUGGAAAAUUUACUGAAGUUGAUUCCCGAAAGUCGAUUGCCAGAAUCUUGUUUAACCAAAAAGGAUAAAGACUCUUCUUUGAAAAAUAAACGCGAGGUAGAGACUCAAACCCAACAGGAGACUAAAGGUACGCAGUGUGGUUCUGAAGAUCAUCUUGAUAGUCUUUUCAAGUCGUCUGUGCAAAGUAUCCACAGUUUCACUGAUGAUAAACUCUUAAAAAAUCUAAGAAAAGAGGUUCAAACUCAGACGCAAGGAGAAAACAAAAGUACCCAGUGCGAUUCAGAGCACAUCGCAGAAGAAAGUCCUCUCAAAGGAUCUUUCCGUCAAGAAAGCUUAGCUGUGUCUAAAGGUUCAUUUCUUAGUCCAAGAAAGGACGUUGAAGUACAAGUUGAACAAGAGUCAAAGGGCAUUCAGUGUUCUUUCGAAAAGAUUUUUGAUAGCCGUAUCAAGUCAACUAGCCUUGUUCCUCGGUCUACGAGCCAAGCCGAAAGUCCUAGAAAGGAAGUUGAAGUUCAAACUUAUCAGGAGAACAAGAGUAUCCAAUGCGAUAGGGACAAGUAUUCGAAAAAACCAGGACUAUCCACAAGAUCAUCCUCGAUUCCUCUGAAUCUUGAUUCACAAUUAUCGCAAUUGCCGGAAUCGCAAACCUCUAUCGAAAGUCAUCAAUUAUCAAUUGAAAGUUCGGAAUCAUCAAAUUCUUCUUCUCCCCAUAAGAUUCCUAUAAUUCUGCUUGUGGAGGGUCGAACAAAUAUGACUGUUACUCACAAUUACCGGGACAAAGAUGGCAACGUUUUAUGGGCGAAACAUUGGGGUCCUGAAAGACUCGUUCAAAUCUAUAGAGAACCAAAAUCCAGCUUGGGGCUUAGCAUCGUUGGCGGAAAAGUUGAUCUCUACAAUGGUGGACCGAAUAAGUCUGAAAAUAUUUCCGGUAUUUUCAUCAAGAAUGUCUUGCCUAACAGCCCUGCUGGAAGAACUGGCGAGCUUAAGACAGGGGACAGAAUAAUUGAGGUGGAUGGAAUUGAUUUGAGAAACAGCACGCACGAACGGGCAGUAGAGGCCAUUCAAGCUGCCGGAAAUCCUGUUUCUCUUCUCGUCCAAUCACUCGUCCAGUUGAGUCCUGAGGAUGAAAGACAGAUGCAAGAAGAUGAUGAUGAUAUCGGCAGAAACAUUAGAAAAGAAGUAAAUAAAAACCAAGGAAUUGCUACACCAGAAGCACCUACCACUUCCUUUCGACAUAAACCACCACCUGUUUCUCCAGCAAGAACGAUGACUCCUGAAUUAAUUCAGGAAGGAAUCGAAGAUGGUGAAAAAUAUGCAGCAUCCCGAACCGAUCUUAGAAGACAAUCCACCAAAAGAGAUUCUGAUGGUGCUGGUCCUAGUACAAAAAGAUCGUCCAUGAAAAAGUCUCUACGAAAAAAGGCUCCGUCGCCUCCUAAGACCCCAGGAAUACUUCGCGAGGUUAGCGAGGAACAUGAUGAUCAUCCUCCGCAAAAGGAGCCACCGCAAACUCCAAAACCAAAGUAUUCAUCUGAUGAGAGUUCCGAAGAGGAAGAUACUCGGCAUCUCGAGGGAAACGUUUACACUAAAUCUGGAAUAGAGAUUUCAAGAAAAAGUGCAGGCAACGUAAAACGAACGAAAGAAGAAAUACAAGCCGAUCCUGAGCCGGAAGACGAGUUCGGUUACACGGCGAAAAAAAUAAAGAAGAGGUAUGAUAAUUUGGGGCAUACUGUCCUUAUGGUCAAGUUGGAAAAGGAUAGAAGUGGCUUGGGUAUUUCUUUAGCCGGCCACAAAGACAGGAAUAGAAUGGCUGUUUUUGUCUGUGGCCUUAAUCCUAAAGGAGUGGCACAUAAAACAGGUGGCCUUCACAUUGGUGACGAAAUAUUGGAGGUAAAUGGAACUGUACUUCAAGGCAGGUGUCACCUGAAUGCCUCAGCGCUCAUCAAGGGUAUGCCUGGCACGUGUUUCAAAGUUAUCGUUCUCCGACGAUCAACGGCAGUUAACGAUCUUGCAGUAAAACCCAUCGUCCAGUUUCCACCCACUCUUCAAGAUGACGAUGCAAGAUGCUUCAGCCAAUACAAGGGAGUUCAUACAGUUUCUAUUAAGAAGGGUCAAUAUGGUUUGGGUAUUAUGAUCAUCGAAGGCAAGCACGCCGAAGUUGGACAAGGAAUAUUUGUUUCGGAUAUUCAAGAAGGCAGUGCCGCUGAACAGGCGGGGUUACAAGUUGGAGACAUGAUAUUAGCUGUCAACUUGGAUUCACUUUUAGGCGCCAGUUAUGAUGAGGCAACGGUACUUUUGAAGAAGACUGAAGGGGUUGUUACGUUGACGGUCUGCAAUCCUAACCAAAGCAAAGUUGCGAAAGAAGAUGAAGAGAGAGCCAAAGGUAUUAAUGCCGAUGCUGUUACCAGCGGGGACCAAACUAACUCGACUGCACCAAAAGAACCAGAGAAACCUAAGGAACCAGAACCUCCUAAAGAUCCAAAAGACUGUGAGAUAUCAAUUGGAAAAGAAACUACAAUUGAAUUUUCCAAAAGUAAAGAUACGGGAAUCGGACUUACAAUAGUUGGUGGAUCCGACACGCCUUUGGGUAGCAUCGUAAUACUUGAAGUUUAUCCAGAUGGUGCAGCAGGAAAAGAUGGUCGAUUAAAACCUGGCGAUCAAAUAAUCGAAAUGUGCCACGAGAGCUUCAAAACCAUAGAAUACGCAACAGCUCGCGAAUUCAUUCUAAAAGUCUCAGGAACGAUACACAUGAUAGUGCUUCGUGAGGAUAAGGCUCUCGAAGAGAUUGAUGUGGAAAUUCAGAAGAAAUCUGGAAAGGGUGCGGGACUUUGUAUAACUGGCUUCAAAAGUGGUAUAGGAGCUUACGUAUCCGACAUGUUUCCUGGAGGUAGUGCAUUGGAGUCUGGAAAGAUUGUAAAGGGCGAUCGUAUAAUUUCCAUUUGUGGACAAGAUAUGCGUGAAGCUUCUGUAGAAGAUAUUGCUUUCCAAUUAAAAGUUUCAAAUCCUGUGCAACUGAGACUGGCCAGAUAUAAACCGAUCAAGCAAUGACAGGCAUGUAUUAUCGUUAUAUUCAAUAUUUUGUGCAUGUUUUAUGCUCCCAGUUUAACAUGCUUUAUAAUAUAUUAAAAUUAGUUAAAUAUUCUUAAUUAAUUUUUCGAAUACUUUGAAUACUCACAGAAUAUUAUUAAAUACAAUGAUAUAUAUAGGAGAUAAAGCGUGUAAGUUAGUUCCUAUAAGAUGUAUUUCACAUUUUAAAGAUUCGAUGUAACUUUAUCCCGUAUUUAUUAUAUAUGUGUAUGAGUAGAAUUAUAUUACUUUCAUACAAACUGUAUAGAUGAUAGUUAAAUUCAUAACUCAUAGUCCUGCCAUAAAACGUUAAACAUGUACAAAUAUUUAGAAAUAUGAACUGUUACUAGAGGAAGAAAAAAUUAACGCAGUAACUAGUUCAUAACAUCUUAUUUAAGGAAAUUUGAAAACAGCUGUUUAGAUAACAGAUCCUCUGAAAUUAAAUAAUUUAUGACUUUACUAUGUGAUACAACGAGUCGUCAAUUAUGUGGAAUAUGUUUGAAUUUUCAUCGUUUUAUUUACGUACAAGAAAUUAUUUAUUCUUAAAAAAACAUUAAAGAAUGGUAUUUUAUGGUAGCUGAGCAGUAAUUUCCAUAAUUUUCUAAUUUAAUUUUUUACAGAGUUCCAUCCUCUGGAGAAAAGUGUUUUUUAUAGUACGUGUUUUUUUUGUUCAUGCAAAAUGACGAGCAGUUAUCGUGCUCACCAGGUCGGCGCAACGUUUUAGUCGCAGUACACGUUUGUUCUCAUAAAUCAAUAAAUUAAUUUUGUUGGUGAAUGAAAAAAUGUAUGAGAAUACACUAAUGUAUGAUAAAUGAAUUCCGUAAAUUUGAAAAAAUUCGAUCGACAACUUUCUUAAAAAAAAUACCAAAAUUAAACCAGUUUAUAACACAACUGAUACGGUUCUCUCUAGUUUAUUACUACAGUUCUUUGGCGAUUUACUGACCAUUAAAAUUGAUUAUUUCAAUUAUUAAAUUUGAAUAAAAUAUGUUUCACGAUGACUAAAUUUAGCAACGGGUCACAAAAUGACUAUUAGUUCUAUAAAGAAAAUCACAAUCGUGCUUGUUAUGUACUCAUGCAUCGUUCAUUCCGCACCCGUUCUUUUCAGAGCGUCUGUACGCGACAGAAGACAAUCAUCUUCGAGGACCUAUACAUCUUAGCCUCCUGUUUACCAAUUAAUCUGUGGAAAAUCUUUUGCAAAUGCAAAAAUUUUUAGGCGUAAGAUAAAAAUGCUCUCAUCCAUUUAAAGGUUUUUACGGUCGUUGAAUACGUUAGUGAAUAGAUUUUAAAAAUUGGAAAUAUGCCAAAUUAAAAUUGUCGAUAUUUCAAUAUCUUCAUUUGCUUACCUGCUUGUCGUAUUAACAGAAGUUAAAUGGAAUUGUUAAAAAAAACAUGGGACCUGUUUUUAAUGGAAAUAAAAAAAAUAUUUAUUCUGAGGUCGCUAAUUAUGAUUUUGAAAUAAAUUUAAAAGUUAUUGAGAAGACUUCAGAUUCGUAUUCAGCGACAUCGAAACCUAUAUGCUUUGGUAGCAAAUUCUUUAUAAUAAAUACAUCUUCGUAUAUAAGCAUUCAUAGCUAUUGAAACGUUUUGCGAGAUUUUUAGGAGGUUUGUGUACUGUGCAGGCUUCUUUAUAGGAAAUAUCACUUACCUUUAAAAUAAAAAUAAUCUUGAUAUA
Molecule: messenger RNA, 10072 nt
Organism: Cephus cinctus (wheat stem sawfly)
Lineage: Eukaryota; Metazoa; Arthropoda; Insecta; Hymenoptera; Cephidae
Exons: 34
Coding region: 1-8382 (2793 amino acids)
Molecular function (GO): protein binding
Source: RefSeq, a predicted model, not a curated record